Daldinia childiae is the source of this 489-nucleotide messenger RNA. RefSeq lists its product as uncharacterized. The coding region runs from base 1 to 489 and encodes 162 amino acids. The transcript has a single exon. NCBI's taxonomy places the organism in Eukaryota, Fungi, Ascomycota, Sordariomycetes, Xylariales, Hypoxylaceae. The record is from RefSeq and is a predicted model, not a curated record.
AUGUCGGACUCAAGCAGCAGUCGACGGACAAGUCGCAACUACGAUACUGGCUUUCCGGAUGCAUUCGCUGAAUAUACCACUUCUCUGCGUCACCCAGACGCAAACGUUAGUCCAGGGGCUUGUAUUUCAGCCGAGGAUAUUGAUCCGUCGAAAACACUGAACCGGACGCAUAGGUCCUUCCUAGCGAAGCAUAAGCGUACCAUCGCUCACGGUAGAAUCGGUCAGAACACGAGCCAAAAACACUCGAAUAGUUCGGUCGUGAUCCUUCCUACAGCUGAUAGUGCUGUUGACGUAGGUGACCUGAAACGUACAGGCACGAACGGAAGCAUUGGACAUUCGUCUAAGGAUGGGGCCGAGAGCAUCGACCGCAUGGAGGUAUCUACUAACGGGGACUGCUCUCCAUCCUCCCCUACAGACGAAGAUGACCUCGCUGACGAUGGGCGGCAAAGAAACAAGCUCUUCCGAAAAUGGCGCAUUCAGAAGGACUGA